Marchantia polymorpha subsp. ruderalis is the source of this 3558-nucleotide messenger RNA. The record is from the annotation of a GenBank genome assembly. Lineage: Eukaryota; Viridiplantae; Streptophyta; Marchantiopsida; Marchantiales; Marchantiaceae.
GAGGCUUGUGGAGCACUAUAAUAGGGGAGCUGCUAAGUUAGUCUACUGAGAGGCUCCUUGGCACGCAAAUGAUCGUCUCCAAGUGCCAAUAGCGGGACGGGCUUCCUCCACAAGCGGAGAUGCAAGAGGUGGAGAGGAGGAGGAGGAGGAGAGAAGUGUUCUUAUGCGACCUGCGCAUGGUGUCCUACUCCUUUGGGUGUCAGCUAUGGAGGGAGAGGAUUGCUGGCCUUUGUAUGCCGACCAGUGUUCCUGGUGCCCCCGUCGGCAUCGUUCGUGCGUGGGCACACCGUAGCUCGAGGUCGUGAAGCUGCGGAGGUAACCGAAUGCUUUCGCGGACUCCAGGUGGUGUUUGUAGUGGCAAAAUUGUGGAGAAUGGUGCACUUAGGGUUUAGCUUUGAUGAGCAGGUGGUCUCGUUGCUUCAUCGUAUGGAGUGGACAACGCACGCUGCGUGCACGCCCUCUCGCCUCACGCGGUCCGGAUGAGGAAAGCGGAGAAUUGGUCGUGAACUUUUGUGUAGAUGAGGAAUUGGACUUCCUGUUUCUGAGAUCGUCUCAAAAUGUGGAAGGACGAGAAGACCGAGUACCUACGUAAAAAUCGGGAUUACUCUCGGCUCCUUUCGGGUGAUGAUGUCGAUUCCCGAGGUCGGGACCGUGACAAUGACAGGGGUGGCAAUGACGAUGAUGACGAAGGGAGUCGGAAACGUCAUAGGGACUACCAUGAUCGUCGGAGCAGGCUAAAGGAGCUUGAGCGCCAGAAACUGACUAAAGGGAAAAAUGGAUUUUAUGCCAAUGGCGAUAGGGAGACGGAAUCCAAGAGCCAAAGCAAGGCCAACGGAGGCAGCUCUAGUAAGGCCGAUGCCGGAGCUGGUUCUUCUAAAGACAAGAAGAAGUUACCUUACGAUCGUAGCUUUGGUUCGUUCUUUGGGCCGUCACAACCUGUUGUGGCGAAGAGAAUCAUUGAAGAAGCUCGAGCUCGGCAAGAAGCAGAGAUUGUGGCAGCCAGAGAAGCUAGGGCCAAUAAGGAGGCAGAGCGUAAAAAACAUGCAGCUAGUCUGGCAGCAGGGAAGUCAAGUAAGGACAAGAAGCCAAUGCCCAAGCCGAAGCCCAUAGACGAGGCUGCACUUAAAGCUAAGAAACUGAGAGAGGCUCGUGACUACGCAUUCCUCUUCGAAGAUACUCCCUUGCCUCCGAAAGCAGAGAAAAAGGCUGCUACGUCUGCAAAACCUGGAACUGAUGUGAGGCGUGAGUCUCUCAAAUCAGCACCCAGCGGUACACCAGCUAGAAGACCACCUGUGCCUGUCAAGAGUAGUCAAGGAUCAAGGCCUGGUGACAACAGGCCCUCUUCUUCCAGGCCUCAAGCGAAACCUUCGCAAACGAAACCCUCAACACCUUCUCGGUCUGCAUCUGGGCAAGCUGCUCGUCGCCCUCCUGAUCGAACCGAUCGGUCAGCUCUCGUGAGCAAACACAAGCCAUCGAGUGCAGGAAAGCCGUCGUCGAGCAAGACACACUCGACAGGAUCAGGCCGCCCAGAUCCUAGAAGAGAGGAUUCCAGGAAAGAAGCAACUAUGAGGAAACUUGUGGCUGGGUCACCGACAGCUAAUGGUGGGAAACACAGCUCGUCGGACAGACGUGGACCAGCUGUGAAAGAUUCAGAUCGACGUCUGAGCUCAAGUUCAGCUCAGGCUUCAGACCGGCGACUGUCACAGUCCAAAGACAGACGAGCAAGUAUGGGACAAGCAUCUGAGAGACGUCCGGGAUCUUCACAAGUUUUGAAGAAAGGAAGUCAAGCAAGCGCUUCUGGUAGGUCGCCGGGUGGAGCUGACGCAAGACGACAGUUGCCGGCCUCUCAAGCCGGAAGGCAGAGCUUGCUGUCAAGGCCCGCCGCAAAGCCUGCCGCUAGACCAGUUCCUGCUGGUCACAAGCCGAAAUAUGCCGAUGAUGCUCGACGAGAUCCGCGUAGGGACGAGGCGCGACGAGAUCCGCGACGAGAUGAAGCUCGACGUGAUGAAGUAGGACGCAGGCGAGCACGUAGUCCAAGUGAAGAAUCAGAUGAGCGGCCGCGCAAGAAAGUUGAUGUUAAUCGUAGGAGAGCUCGCAGCCCUAGCGAAGAAUCAGAUGAGCGUCCUCGUAAGAAGUUUAACAACAUUAACAGGAGACGAGACAUGUACGAGGAGGAGGAAGAGGAGGAGGAUGACGACGAUUCAUUCAUCGACGAUGACGAGGAUCAGACGCAAGUUUCAAACAUGAUUCGGAAAAUGUUCCGGUAUGAUCCAAGUAAGUAUCGUGGAGAAGAUGAUCUAGAUGACCGUGCGAUGGAGGUCGGGUUUCGAACUAUUCAAGCGGAAGAGCGGAAAAGUGCUCGAGAGGCGAGGUUGGAAGACGAGCGGGAGUUGGCUUUAAUAGAAGAAGAAGAGAAACAAGAGAGGCUGAGGAAACUGAAGAAGAAGCGCAAGCUGACAGAUAGAUGAUUGAAUUCUACCGAAAAAUUCUUGUUGUUUUAUAAUGAUGGGUCUCAGGGAAGGUGGAAGAAGUGAUAUGGGUAUGGCCAAGGAGAGAAUCAUGUCUGCACAAGUAAAUGAAUCCCAAUAUUCCCGGGGAAAUUUACACGGCCGUCAAUUUACAAGCCUCUGUCACGGGUCUGCAGACUGUGAUGAAGUGGAAGUGGUCCAACAAAUCGUCAAGUACCGGAGAAAAGACCACCUUCAUUUUGUUAGUUUUACUCGAUCAUUUCUCUUCUGUGUAGACGUUAUCAUGUGGGUACAGCCGAGCAGGUUGGAUCAUGUCUGACACUUGAUGAUCUCAAUCGAGAACGCUGGUGUUUUCUCGACAUGUACCGGCAAGGAUGUUAAGACUAGUUGUACCCCUGACAGGAGAUACGUUCUUUCCCUCCCUGUCCGACUCCAUUGUAAGUAUGUUACCACAUGUUCACGAUUAAUGGCCAUCAGUCGGUGUGCUGUUGCUUUGUUGCGCAACGACUUCAAUUGCCAUACCAUGAGUUCCUGAUGGAGCAGUGGACAGUGCCCUGGUCCGAUCGACUGGCGUUCCAUGGUGGAAGUUUUACUGGCCAUGCAUUGUGGAGUUGUUCGCGCGCACGUUCUCCUGGACUGGACUCAGAGGGCUCAGUGUCAUCUGGACAACGCAGAGAUGUUUUAUCCAUCAGGACUAGGGCUUAGGUUUCACUGGGACUCGAGGACAAACCGAGAAGGUUGCUGAUCUUGAAAGCCGAGCUUCUAGCUCUAUGAAAAGCACACAAUUAUAUCUCUAGAACAGACUGGCCCCAACGCGGACGAAGCUCGUAGGUGUCUGGACUCAUAUCUUCAGAAGUUGUAGGACGGAUGUAAUUGGUACAUGCUUCGGUGAUCCCAGUUUCUACGCCAUGAAUGUGCCCUUGGGACUCGAGAGGUUCUUCAAAUGUUACGCGAUUUGCUCAUUGUGGAUUACUCGAAUGUUCUAGACCCCAUUGGACAUGUUUGACAUGGUCACGGUUGAUGCUGAAAUGCGUGUCCGCACAAGUUCAUUACUAAUCUAAAACUGUGUUUUCCUUGACUUCUGCCUCUG